AUGAUCUUUGCAGUUCGUCAUGUACACGACAAGUGCAGAGAUCAGUAUGCAGUCUUCAUCGACCUGAAAAAUGUCUUUGAUACUGUCAACAGUGUAGCCUUGCGGACAUUCGUUCAAAAACGUGGCAGCCCAAAUUUUUAUCUAUUUCUCUUCAUGUCUAUCUUCAUGGCUGCCUAUCUAGCAAGAAAUGUAAAGUUAUUUGCAGCUUUUUUUCUCUUAAUCAGGCUUUCAAAUUUAUUUUCUUUUCUCUGUUUCAUUCUUUUCAAGCCUUUCAUUCAAUCUUUACAAAUCCAUCAUAUUUCUUUGUUUCCUUCAUUUGCCAUUUUACCAUAUUUUUUUUAUUCCUCUGUUUUCAGUUUCUUUUUUCUUUGCGUUUAUCUUUCUCUUUCUUCUCCUUUUUCCUAUUUUCUUUUAUUCCUUAUGUUCCUAUUCAUUUCUUCGAUUCAUUUUUCCUUCUACUUCCUUUUUUCCUUAAUGUCUUUCCUAUCUACUUUCUUCAUAUUCUUCCCACUCUCAUUCCGCCAUUUUAAUUCUUUGUCUCUUUUCAUCUGA
Molecule: messenger RNA, 552 nt
Organism: Acanthosepion pharaonis
Lineage: Eukaryota; Metazoa; Mollusca; Cephalopoda; Sepiida; Sepiidae
Source: the annotation of a GenBank genome assembly